GGGUUAUGAAAAUCAGGUGCACUAUCUGGGUGGUUGCUAGGGUGUUUUUCUUUAGGGUCCUUCCAUACAGCACUUGCUUGCCACUACGGGAGGCGAAGGCCCAGCUCUUACCAUAUUCACAACGUGACUUAAUAAACAUCAAUGAUAUGAAAUUCGUCACUGUCUGCUAAUCAACAGCGCCACGCCAUGAGUGGAGUCAGGGCUUGUAAACCUUCCACGUGUUCAAGAGCGAUUAGUGGUUAAAUAGCGCAGAACAAUCGGUUAUAGCAUAUUAUAGCGAACACGGUUGCAUCAGGCCUUGAUCAGAGCUUUGCUCUUCUCUACACAGCGGAGCUGGCCAUUUCUUUGUGUCAGUGCUCCAAUUUGCACCGGUUGAUUUUAGGCGUUAGGAGCCCGCAAAUACCGGUCUUGGCGUCUACCGCAAGGGCAAACUACAACGUGUAGCUCAGCGCGAGGCGGCUGUCGCCUCCUUCCUCGCGUUGCUGGCGUCUACGUGUCUGUGCAGCAGAUUCCUCGGCGCAGCGAUAAUUUUACAAUAAGUCUUAGUGGUCUGAGGCCGGAGCUGCUGCGCGCCUUGAACGCGUUUGGUUCUGUCGUUUGGCGUCGGGUCUGAAAGGCAAGCCGCAGACCUCGCGGCAUAGCUGGUUGCGAUCUUUCUGCUGCGCACCAGGGCUUGCCAACAUAGCUAACUCAGGGCAAGGGAUCAAGACUGUGGGCCGGCAUGGAGCGCGAUGAGGCUAUCAACGCUGUAUCCGGCGCUGUGGCGGGCUUGGUUACUGCCGUCUUUGUCUGCCCGCUGGAUGUUCUUAAGACUCGACUACAGGUAACCAAGGCGCGGAGUACCUCCAUCUCCGGAGGCAUCCGGGCUAUUGUGGCGCGUGAGGGGGUCGGCGGCAUGUACAAGGGACUGGGUCCCACCCUCCUGGCGCUGCUCCCCAACUGGGCAGUUUACUUCGUAGUGUACGACAGUCUCAAGCGACGGUUGGGUGCCGCACAUACUACCAGUGGCGGCUCCGGAGGCGCCGCUGCACCUGUCGGCCCUUUGACGCACAUGGCGGCGGCAGCGGGCGCAGGCGUUACAACCAUCCUGGUAACGAAUCCAUUGUGGGUGGUCAAAACGCGAAUGCAAUGUCAUGGCAUGGUGGCGGCGGCGGUGUCUGGGGCGGUUGAGGGCACGGCAGUUGUGCCGGCGGCGGCGGCUGGCUUGGGGUUGCAGUCGGGACUAUGCGCCGUCACUGGCCGCGCACUUACUAGCGCCGAGGUUUCUAGCGGCUCUGCAGUACAACAGCAACCUACCCCCUCGCAUCAUGCUAAUGGUCAUCAGCAUCAUCACCAACAGCAGCAGCACCAACAGCCAAGAGCAACACAAUCACCGCAUCAGCAGGCGCAUGUUGCGCCGUCAUCAACUGUCAAUGGUAGCAGUUGUAGCAGUAGUGACUCACGCGUUGCUGCACGGUCAAGCUGUAGCGCUAGCAGCAGCAACGGGGCCAAAGCUGCAGUUGCCCCGGGCCCCGGUCCUCCCUCGCCACCGUCGGGCGCUAGGGUAGCGCCUGCAACUCCUGCUACAGCAGCCGCCGCCACUUUCGCCUCGACGACGGCGGUGGCGGGCGCACGUGGAGGUGGCGGUGGCGCCGCCUCCGCCGCCAUUGCAUCGUAUCUCCGUCGGCCGCCGUACAAGAGCACCGCGGAAGCGCUACUGCGGAUUGCGCGGGAGGAGGGCCUGCGGGGCUUGUACAGCGGCUUGGCGCCUUCAAUGGCGGGGAUAGCGCACGUGGCCAUUCAGUUUCCACUGUAUGAGUAUGCCAAGCAGGCGGUUGCGCGACAUAAGGCUGAAAGGCACUUAGAACUGGAGAAGGAGCGGCAGCAGCAGUUGCAUUGCCAUCGGCAGCAGCAGCAACAACCGAGCGCUGGGUCCGGCGCAGGAGGGGAAAGCAGGACCGAAGGAGCAUCCCUCCCAGAUGGCCCCCUUCUAACCGACAGCCUAACGGUUCCGGAGCUGGUCGCCACGUCAGCAUUCGCCAAGGUGGUUGCGUCAACCGCCACGUACCCUCAUGAGGUGGUACGCUCCUACAUGCACCUCUCCGGCAGCGGGCCGCUGUCGGGUCUCAAGGAGGCGGUGGUGUCGGUGUGGCGCGAGGACGGGUUGAGGGGCUUCUACCGCGGCUGCGGGGCAAACCUGGUGCGCACCACCCCAGCCGCAGCCAUGACCUUCACCACCUUUGAGCUGGUGUCUCGGGCACUGCGGGACGCGCUGUGAGGCAGCAUGGACGUGGGUGGGGGCUGGCGGGUUGCUGUGGGUUGGAAUAGGGAGCUAGGGAAAGGGGGUCGUGGGAAAUGAUAGUAGCAGCAGGUAGCAGGUGGGAGUUUGCUGGUCGCCAGCCCUAACUGAUUGGCAAGAGGGGUUUGGAGAGUGGCAUGGAAUGCGGCUUUAGUGAGGGGCAAGUUGGGGCCUCUCGUCUCUGCAGGCGGUGGGGCGGCUGCUGAGCCGUACAGGGCAGGGGCCCUAAUGGCCGUAGGACAGGGUUAGCAUUAAAGGGAUAAGAGGGAAAUUCCGUCGCGUACUGUGGCUAGGGAAGCCGCAAUUGGGCAUCGGAAGCCUCUCUCGUUGCCAGCUCGUUGUUUGUUGUGAGUAGGUUUUUGAGGCGCUUUUGCCUCGUAGCGGCAAGGGGAAUCAUUGAGGGACUUUACGGUAGCGGUUAAGAUGGCCGCUCACGCGCUGAAUGCAGUCCUUGCGAUUAUGGAUACAUGCGCUUUGUUUUGUUGGUGUUCAGCGAGGGCGAAGUCAAAAGCAGCGGUUUCUCACGAGCCUGCCAGGUGGGCUUUGUGUGGGGUCAUGCAUGAAAUGUACGCGGUGUGCUUGCGUGCGUCUAGGUUUUCUGCUUUAACGCUACGUCUUCGUAUCAAACAUAGUCAAGUUAAGAAUUCGAGGGGAGGCGGGGAAGUUGGACCGCAGGACAAGAGUGCGGUACUCUGCAGGAGGCUGCUCUUCAUAUUGUGGUACACAUGUAGGAUCGUUUGUUGUUUACCUGGAAUCACAUCGCAUGACGAAAUGCGUGCCUCUUCUCCUCUUGGUGCCUCUGCGGACCCAUGGGUCGUUUGGUGCUAUGUGAGUGUCCUGCCCUGGAGCUCCUCGGUGCUUCAUAAUCAGUGUCUGUGUGUUGUGAGGCGAGAGGAAAACGAUGCGCUGGUCCUGCUGCUACUGCUCCUUAUGUUCGUAUGCUCGUGAGGGGCGCCGGAAAGGUAUGCCUGUGCUGCUCUUGCUGCUGCUACUUCUGCAUACGAGAGCGUGUGAGACUAUGUGUGUAUCACUCAAACGGCUGUGGGUCUAAGCUUAGUAUGCUUAGACGCUUCGAGGUCAGAGACAAACAGCGCGGUUCCUUUCUCUCCUGCUUGUGAAUGGUUGCGGUCUUUAUGGCAUGCUGCUGUACAAUGUGGCGGUUAGCUAGCCACAGCUGCGUGGAGGAGAGCAGCGUUGGCAGCGUAUUAGUAUCGGCCAUAAGGCGCGUUUGGCGCCCUUCAAACAAGAGCCCGCCUGGCGC
Messenger RNA from Astrephomene gubernaculifera, 3539 nucleotides. Lineage: Eukaryota; Viridiplantae; Chlorophyta; Chlorophyceae; Chlamydomonadales; Astrephomenaceae. The record is from the annotation of a GenBank genome assembly.